This is a messenger RNA of Impatiens glandulifera, 1555 nucleotides long. RefSeq names its product L-2-hydroxyglutarate dehydrogenase, mitochondrial. Lineage: Eukaryota; Viridiplantae; Streptophyta; Magnoliopsida; Ericales; Balsaminaceae. The coding region runs from base 180 to 1547 and encodes 455 amino acids. The record is from RefSeq and is a predicted model, not a curated record. Gene Ontology annotation, cellular component: mitochondrion. The transcript is spliced from 5 exons. Gene Ontology annotation, molecular function: (S)-2-hydroxy-acid oxidase activity; (S)-2-hydroxyglutarate dehydrogenase activity.
AGAAUCCCAGAUAUCGGUCAGAUCAAAUCGACCCUCUUCGGCCCAACAGUUCUUGACGGCCCAAUCCUCGUUCCCUUGAGCGCCGAUGAACCCUAGUUCCUGUAAUCUCAUCUGUUCGAUCGCUCAUUACCCAGAUCAUUCAGUAACAAAUACCCAGUAAAGAUCCACUGCCCACCUUCAUGUUAAGCUUCUGUACUGGGAAAGCGAUGAUUACAAAAGUCAAAUAUGUCAUUCUCCGUACUAAUAUGAUUCACAGUCGCAGUCUACGGUCAUAUUUGUCGUCGACAGGGAGCGAUCGUGGAUUGUUGUUUUGGGGUAGGAAUUUUUGCAGCAAUAGGGCUCAACAGCUAGAUGGAGUGCCGAAGGAGAGAGUGGAUUGCGUUGUGAUAGGCGCUGGAGUGGUGGGAUUGGCGGUGGCUAGAGAGCUUGCCCACAAUCAUGGUCGACAAGUUUUAGUCGUUGAUUCUGCUCCAACUUUUGGUACAGGGACGAGUUCUCGUAACAGCGAAGUCAUCCAUGCUGGUAUCUAUUACCCUACUAAUUCUCUAAAGGCACUUUUUUGUGUUAAGGGAAGGAAAAUGCUUUAUAAUUACUGCAAGGAACAUGAUAUUCCACACAAACAAAUUGGUAAACUCAUAGUUGCCACAGGAUCUUCUGAAGUUCCAAAGCUAACUGCUUUACUAAACCUUGGGAUGGAAAAUGGAGUUGACUCUUUAAGAAUGAUGGAAGGUCAUGAAGCGAUGAGUAUUGAACCCGAACUGAAGUGUGUAAAGGCUUUACUAUCACCCGUGUCAGGAAUUGUCGAUACUCAUUCUUUCAUGUUGUCUCUAGUGGGGGAAGCUGAGAGCUGUGGAGCAACUUUUGCAUACAACACUAGCGUUAUUGGUGGUCAUUUAGAAGAUAAUCAAUUGUAUCUGCAUACAGUUGAGAGCAAGGUCCUUGAAGAUAGCUAUGGGAAGUUUCAGCUGCAGCAGCCAGAGCUUAUUCUAGUUCCCAAGCUUAUAAUAAACUCGGCAGGCUUAAGUGCUCAAGCCCUUGCAAAACGAUUCUUUGGAAUUGACAUUCGAGUCAUUCCAGCUUCAUUUAGUGCACGAGGUUGCUACUUCACUCUAUCAAACACUAAAAAUCCACCAUUUGAGCAUUUGAUCUAUCCUAUUCCUGAGGAUGGUGGGCUUGGAGUACAUGUUACCCUGGAUUUGAAUGGACAAGUAAAAUUUGGCCCAGAUGUUGCAUGGAUAGAUAAUAUUGAUGACGUCUCAAGUUUCUUAAAUAGGUUUGAUUACACGGUAAAUCCAAACCGCUCAAAUGUUUUUUACCCAGAGAUAAGAAAGUACUAUCCCAAUUUAAAAGAUGGAUCUUUGGAGCCUGGCUAUGCUGGCAUUCGACCAAAACUUUGUGGUCCUGGGCACAGUUUCACUGAUUUCCUAAUUCAGGGUGAGGACGAUCAUGGGGUGCUUGGGUUAGUGAACCUAUUUGGAAUCGAGUCGCCAGGUCUUACUUCAAGCUUGGCUAUCGCAGAAUAUGUUGCUGCCAAAUUCUCUAAAUGAGUAUGUAC